Rotaria socialis is the source of this 321-nucleotide messenger RNA. The record is from the annotation of a GenBank genome assembly. Lineage: Eukaryota; Metazoa; Rotifera; Eurotatoria; Philodinida; Philodinidae.
AUGGUAUAUUCAGCGUCUCGACCAUAUCAUAUACCCACAUCGACUACUGGCUCACAGUAUGCUGUAACAAAUGGCUAUUCAUCGUUGCCAUAUAACAAAUGGAUCCAAUCAACACCUGAAUCAGACUUUUAUGCCGGUCCCAAAGGUGAUUCAACUACGAAUCCAUUAUCUCAACAAUAUCAAUUAUUACAACGAGAUAAUUAUUUAAAUCACUCAUUUUCAGAUAUCUCAAAAGCUCAAUAUUUUCGGUCUCGAGAAGAACAACCCGUAUAUGCUACAGUCAGUUCGAAACGGCCAAUAAUAAAUUAUCUUGUACCGUAA